GGGGUCCGGCGGAGCCGCAGGGGGCUGCCCACGGCUCCCGGGACCGCCGGUGGGAGCUGCGGGCACCUGCUCCGUGGGUCCGGCAGGCUGGGGGGAAAUUGGAGGUGUUAGGACAACGCUGGCUCCGGACCUCGCCCGCCGCGGCCCCACGGGAUUCCAGGGCUGCCUCGGGGACACGCCUGGACCCUGGCCCGCCUGGGCGGAGCUUGGCCCGGCCCGUCCCUCCCUGGGAGCGCAGGCGCGGCAUCGGUUCCCAAGGCAACUGGAAAACAGCUGCCGCCGAGCAGGGUCUGAGUGGGCAGCGGCAUGUGCGCGGCGGAGGUGGAUGCGCACGUCGCGCAGAGAUACCAGCUCAAGCGUCGGCUCGGAAAGGGGGCCUACGGCAUGGUGUGGAAGGCAGUGGACAGGACAAGUGGGGAGGUGGUGGCCAUCAAGAAGAUCUUUGAUGCCUUUAGAGAUGACACGGAUGCCCAGAGGACCUUCCGGGAGAUCCUGCUCCUCCAGGAAUUUAGGGACCAUCCCAACAUCAUCCGUCUCCUGGAUGUGAUCCAGGCAGAGAACGACAGGGAUAUCUACCUGGUCUUCGAGGCUAUGGACACAGAUCUGAAUGCGGUUAUCCGCAAGGGCAAACUGCUGCAGGACACCCACCAGCGCUACAUCUUCUACCAGCUCCUCAGGGCCACCAGGUUCAUCCACUCGGGCAACGUAGUCCACCGGGACCAAAAGCCAUCCAAUGUUCUCUUGAACGCCAACUGCCUGGUGAAGCUCUGUGACUUUGGCCUGGCCCGCUCGCUCAGCCAGCUCCCGGAGGGGCCCGAGGCCCAGGCCCUGACAACAUACGUGGCCACACGCUGGUACCGGGCCCCGGAGGUGCUGCUGUCAUCCUCCAGGUACAGCCCUGGCCUGGACAUGUGGAGUCUGGGCUGCAUCCUGGCGGAAAUGCUGGGGGGCCGGCCGCUGUUCCCUGGCUCGUCCACUCUCCACCAGCUGGAGCUCAUCCUGCAAAGUGUGCCUGUGCCCUCGGAGUGUGACUUAGCGGCUCUUGGCUCCAGCUACAGCGCUGUGGUUCUGCACCGUCUGGGGGCACGGCCACGGAAGACGCUGGACGCUCUUCUGCCACCGGACAUCCCCCCGGAGGCGCUGGACCUGCUUAAGCGACUCUUGGUGUUUGCUCCCCACCAGCGGUUGAGCGCAGCACAGGCCCUGCAGCAUCCCUACGUGCAGAGGUUCCACUGCCCGGCCCUCGAGUGGACCCUGGGAGCGGACGUGCAGCUCCCGGUGCAUGAAGGCGAGCGGCUCUCGGCUGCAGAGUACCGCAGUCGCCUGUACCAGCUGAUUCAGGAGUGGAGAGAUCCGCAGGACCAGAAACCGGAGAGGCUGCAGUGCGCGACGCCAGGGGCAGGGUCCCGGGUUUCUGCAGUCCACCUGGGAGCUGCCCCACAGCUCUCCUGCCAGACGACCUGUGCCCCCUGCCCCAGAGGCAGGCCACUGGACAGCCCGGCCCAGGACCCCACACUCGCAGCCCCCAUUGGAGCAGAGACCCUCCUCCAGCUUCCUCCCCCAGGAGGCCUCCAGAUCGGGCACCGGCCCCUGGGGGCGUCAGAGCCCUGUGGUGCAGCCUUGUGGGUGAAGCCGCAGACCAGAGGGCCGGAAUCCUCUCUGACUUUGCAGGCCGCAGCUCAGGCGGCCCACCAAGCCCUGAUCCGGAGGGAACGACCCCCCCGCCGUGGGACCAGGUCAACCGGAGCCCCACAGGAGGCCCCAUAUGAGCCCAGACCUGGCCGUAGAAUGCUCUCUGUCUCUGCCUCGCUGGGGUCCCAGGGGGCUGCAAAGGCCAUGCUUGGGGGCUACUCCCAGGCCUAUGGAACUGUCUGCCACUCUGCGCUGGGUCUUCUGCCUCUGCGUCCGGGGCCCCACAUGUGAGCUGCCCCUCCUCCCUCCCCAUGCCCCUGCCCAAUUCCAGCCUGGCCCUUCCUUUCCAGGAGACCCCAGCAUUCCUCUACCUGUCCCCCAAUUCCACACUCCUUGGCCCUUCCCCUGUCUGUCCCUCCUCUUCCCACCCCUCCACUCCUUGUCCCUGGAGCUCUUGCCCCUCCCUUAAACCCCGCCCCUUGGUGGGCCUGAGUCUCCUAGACCCUUCCCCGUCCCUUCCGAGUGACCUUUGGUAAUAAAGUCUCCCUG
Echinops telfairi (small Madagascar hedgehog) is the source of this 2181-nucleotide messenger RNA. RefSeq names its product mitogen-activated protein kinase 15 (gene MAPK15). The record is from RefSeq and is a predicted model, not a curated record. Gene Ontology annotation, molecular function: ATP binding; MAP kinase activity. Lineage: Eukaryota; Metazoa; Chordata; Mammalia; Afrosoricida; Tenrecidae. Gene Ontology annotation, cellular component: cytoplasm; nucleus. The transcript is spliced from 14 exons. Gene Ontology annotation, biological process: intracellular signal transduction; protein phosphorylation. Bases 307 to 1923 code for a protein of 538 amino acids.